This is a messenger RNA of Acinonyx jubatus (cheetah), 398 nucleotides long. Its product is annotated as thymosin beta-10-like. The transcript has 2 exons. Gene Ontology annotation, molecular function: actin monomer binding. Bases 1 to 228 code for a protein of 75 amino acids. The record is from RefSeq and is a predicted model, not a curated record. Lineage: Eukaryota; Metazoa; Chordata; Mammalia; Carnivora; Felidae. Gene Ontology annotation, biological process: actin filament organization; regulation of cell migration. Gene Ontology annotation, cellular component: cytoplasm.
AUGAGAAAAGAAAAAGGUCUCUUACUGCAGCAACGGGAGUGGGAGCACCAGUCGCCGGGCUCGAGGCGGAACUCCACGGAUCCCUUUAAGAAAAGGGCAGACAAGCCAGACAUGGGGGAAAUCACCAGCUUGGAUAAGACCAAGCUGAAGAAAACGGAGACGCAGGAGAAGAACACCCUGCCGACCAAAGGGACCAUUGAGCAGGAGAAGCGGAGCGAAAUUUCCUAAGAACCUAAAGGAUUCCCCACCCCUGUCAUCUUUGAGACACCCUCGUCGUGGAGGAAGAAGAGCCACCUGCAAGAUGGACAUGAGCGACCAGCUGCACCGUGAACCCGGGCCCUCCGUGCCGAUGCCACCGGCCUGCGGGUCUCUGAGUCCACCCCCCCGCCCCCAAUCGG